UGAUUCGAAAAACGUGAAUAUAUUGGCGUAACAAUCGCAUUUACUGUAACCUAUCGGGAGCAACUUCUCUUUUCUUGUUUCUCCGCGGUUCAAGCAUGAAAACAUAUCCACGGGAAACAAAGUUUUAAUAAUAAAUCUUGAUCUCUUACAUCUGUACAAUUAACAAUAAUUAUUCAAUAUGAGAAUCGUUUGCGCUGCAUUAAAUUGUAAAUAUUCCUCGGAAAAUGAAGAUUCGUCAAAUGUUAUUUUCAUUAAUUUUCCUAAUGAUGACACAGCCAAAGUAUGGGCGGAAUGUUGCGGUCGAUCGGAUUUAGCCACAAAAUCGAAUGCAGAAUUACAUUUAAAUUAUUACAUUUGUUCCCAUCAUAUUGAAGAUCGCUGUUACAUAAGCAAAACUGUGCCUAUUACCAUAGAAAAAAAAGAAGGUACUAUUCCUGCCUUAUUUAGGACCAACACAAGUACCGAUAAUGAGGAUUCAAUAAAUAUAUUUGAUAAAUCACAGCAUCUCCAAGAGGUAGAUGACAAUAUGCCUCUGACAUAUUGCAAUAUGAAUGUCGAGACAGAUGAAUAUCAUGAUAUCACUAUCAGAUUUACCAAUUUAUGCCGAAUCUGUGGUGAAUCCGCUUUAGAUGGGAUAGAUAUCUUUGCAGCCAAGGGUAUAGAGUUUAAAUUAAGAGAAAAAAUAAAUUUGCAUAUGCCUAUUUCAAUUGAUAUAGAAGACUCAAUGCCACACAAAAUGUGCAUUGAUUGUUACAACAAAUUGGAAAUUGCACACUCUUUAGUUGUUUCAUGUUUACGUACUGAUUUGCGGAUGAAAAGAUUCCUAAAUAUUGAAAGACAGUCAGAAUAUGAAAAUAAGUACAAUACAUUAAUUGAGGAAUGUUCAUUAGAGAUGGCUCAAGAGAUGUGUACAGACGAGAGUACGCAUACUUAUUCAUUUAUUACAAAUAAGAUAGUAAAUCCUUCAGAAACAAGUUUGAGAGAAUUAGAAAAUGGUGUACGUUCUGAAAUACAGAAUCAUAACUUUCAUAGCAUUGCAAAGAACAUUGUGCCAUCAGAAUUAAAUACUCUAAUCCAAACUUGUACAGAAGUUAACAGCAAGGCUAAUAAGACUAUCGUGGAAGAAAUAUCACAAAUUCAACAAGAUAAAAUCCAAGAUGAAAAUCAUAGCAUUUUUUGCUUGCAGUGCCAAACUUUGUGCGAUACACAGGAAAUAUUUGAGAAUCAUAAAAUAUUUUGUAGUAAAAAAGAGGAUAUUCCUAAACAUAUAACUAUACCUAGAACUGCAGAAAAUGAAAAGUAUAGGAAUGAGCAGGUUAGCUUUAAAGUAAAAAAUUCUCAAACAUUCAAUAAAGAAUAUGAAAACAAACAAAUUACUGAUAAAGCUAAAAUAUAUGAGUCAAUUUAUUGUACUGUUUGCAAUCAAGCAUUUAAAUGUCAGCAGGAUUAUGACAAUCACAAAUAUCUUCAUGAAAAUCUUAUCACUGAAAUGAAUAAAAGGUGUGGUCAUUGUAAAGAAGUUUAUCAUAAUAGAAAAGACUUGUUAAAUCAUAUCAUGGAAUCGCAUGAGGGGCGAUUAUUAUUUCAGUGCUCUACAUGCGAUAAGAUGUACGAAAAAUGGUCUAGCUUAGACAUUCAUGAAGCUACUCACAGAAUAGAUAAGCCAUAUCUUUGCGAUCUAUGUGGAAAAAGUUUUAAGCAUUCUAAUAAUUUGAGAGGUCAUAAAAGAAUUCAUUUGGAUGAAUCUAUAAAGAAAAGACACAUAUGUGAGGCCUGUGGUAAAGCAUUCAGAUCACGAUUUCAUUUGCGAGAACAUAUGAAUCAACAUGAUGACAACAGGCCCUAUUCUUGUGAACAGUGUGGGAAAGCCUUCUACAAAAGAAUUCAAUUACGCCAACACAAAUUAUCGCAUGGAUCCAAUAAGCAUGUAUGUCCUAUUUGUGAUGCGACAUUUAAUCGCAGAGGAAACAUGAAUACGCAUAUGAAACGACAUAAUGCGAUUGGAGUUUAUACAUGUAGUGUCUGCACCUACAAGUGCCAGUCUAUGAGCGAAUUAAAGAUACAUAGGAAAAAACAUACCGAGGAAGAAAUAGUAGAUAGCAUCAAAAAGAAAUGUAAUGACAAGGAGAUAUGGCGGUGUAAUAUUUGCAACAAGGUAUUCCCAAAGCGCACUGUUUUGAUCAAUCACGAACGGGUACACGGAAACGAUAAAUUAUACAGGUGCGACGAAUGCGGUAAAAAAUUAGCGAGUAAAAGCUCGUUGAUGUAUCACAAGAAAUCGAUGCAUCUGAGAGAGAGACCGCACAUGUGUCACUAUUGCGGAAAUUCGUUUGUUUCGAAAGAGGCGCGACUGAUCCACGAAAGGAUACACACAGGAGAACGUCCGUAUGUCUGCAAGGUGUGCAAUAUGCGAUAUAGAUGUUCCAGUAAUCUCAGCCAACAUAUGAAGAUCCACACAGGUCUCAAGCCGCACAAGUGCCAUUAUUGUAACAAAGGUUUUACGCGCAAAGGUGCGCUAAUUGUCCACGAGAGGAUUCACACGGGCGUUAAACCGUAUCCUUGCGAGACUUGUGGUAAAAGCUUUUCGCAAAAGAAUGAUAUGUUGAAGCACGCCAAGACGCACAAUGGCAAAUUAAUGCAAUGUAGCCAAUGCAACGAGAUCUUUAAACGGAAAAAAGAUAUAUUAAAGCAUAUCGCAGUGCAUAAACAAGAUAUUUCGGUGAUUUCAAACAAUGUCAAUUCGCCGUCAUACGUUUCUCGAGCUUAUGCCCGUACAAUUGCCUCUUCGGACAGAGAAAGAGAAAUUGAAUAAUUUCAAUUUUCUAAUAUAAAAUAAUAUUUUUGACUAAUAGUGCUGGUUUUAUCGGCAUAUGAAUUGAAAAGCUAUUGCCAAUAUCUUAAAAUGAGGAGAAUCUACGCCUCGAAAGUAUCAUCUAUGGAGUGUUUACAUGCAUAUAUAUAUAUUUUUCAACGUAUUAGAUUAUCCGAGGAGGCUGCACGUCCUUGUCCACGUUUCGAGAAAAAAAUCAUUAUAUUUGAUAGAGUCUGACUCUGAAAUUUUCGCAAGAAAUUAUAGUUUACUAAUGAGUUUCGUCGAUAUUUUUAUCCACAAUGUUUUUCAAGAAAGAAUGAAGAUCUUGUAAAUCAAUGUCUUUAGUGUAUGGUUAGUACUUUGUCUAGCUGAAAUGUGUAAGUAUUUGAAUAUUUAUAUCAUUCGUAUAUACGUUACUAGGUUUCCUGUAUUACUAUACUAAUGUGAUAUAAAACAGCGGAUAUAUAACGUAUAAAAUUAAUUUCCAUGUAUGAUUCUUUGCGAUGUAUCGAUAUUAUAAUAAUCACUUAUUUUGAGGGAUAAACUUAUGAGAUAAUAAUAAUUGUCUAAGCUGCUAAUUGGGAAUUGAAAGAUAAAGAUUAGGUGCAAUGAAAGUCAUUGUUAUAUAUAGAAUAAUACUCUUUAUUGUUUUUGAUAGUUCUUGUCGUUUUUCAUAUCGCACGUGCGCUGCAGUUUCUUUUUAUUCAACUUUUGUCAUUCAAUAUCCAGUUAAACGAUUCUCCAUUUUGACUGUCAGUUCUGCUGCUGCUGCUGCUGUUGUUGCUAAUAUGUUUUGGUAGAACAGUACGCGAUACACAACUCCACGAUUUUUUAGAACAAAGAGAAACGAAAAGAAAUGGCGACACGCCCGAUCACUCGCGAACACACGUGUGCCGUAUUAUUCGUCGACCGCAUAUAGGACUAGAGUAAUUGCGAUUUCCCACAUAUAACACGUUCUCUCUCUCCCACAUUUGCCGAUUAAUUUUUCUCAAUUCCUAAAUGAUCGAGGAGCACACGUGCUUUUGUGCGCAAGUACAAACGUGGAUCCGAUCGAGUCGCACGCGUCUUGUUCGUUCGAACAGCGGAUGACCGUCGCGGUGUCAUCGCUCAAAACUCGUCACGCGCUCGUUAACAAUUAUUUGUAUCAUUUUUUCUUUCCUCUUUUUUUUAACGCAGCGGCCUCGCAACGCCACGCUCCUCCUUACGUACGGUAUGACCGAGUGAUCGGCGCGUGGUCGUCGACGAUACAUAAUUACGCAUCUCUCAGAGUAAUAAUCUCCGCGAGCUCCGUUAAAACGCGCGCACCCGGCGCGCGCGUUGCGAGUGCACGGCGUCAGGGUCGAAUAACAAGGCGGACGAUGACUCGAAGAGAGUUUUCAUUCGAGAGCGCGCGAUAAUUUUCAGCGAGGUCUCCGAUUGCUCGAUUGCGUUCGCGGAUUCGUUAGCGCGAACUUGGCAAAGCCGGGCAAAAGCCGACACUAAAGGACAAUCAGCGCUGGAGAGAUCGCUCUCGAGCCUUCGUCGAGACCGACGACGGACAGAUAUCACGCUUCUGGAAAACGCUAUGCGAACCGAAUGACCUGAAAGUGCCGUGCAUUUGCCUGACGAUAUCACCUCGAUUCGCGGCCGCUUCUUUUUUUAUCCCAUAUUUUUUUCUUUCUCGUCUCUUUUAAAUUAAUUAACUCUGUCUCUCUCUGUAACUGUCAUCCUUCGCGCUACUAUUUACAAUGUACAACGUCGUGCAUCCUUCCAGCCCUAAUUUUUUACGACGGCGCAAGGAUCGGCAUGCCCGAUUGCUUCCCCAUCGACGAUUUCUCGUUCCUUUCGCCCGGAAUUUUUAUUCUUCGUUCACGAUUUUCUCAUGGUAAAGGAAGGAGGUUGAAGAAGAGACGAAAUUGGACGAGCUCGUAAUGAUAGCCCAGAACUUAAUGCGCGCGCGUAAUAAAUAAUUAAAUUUCAAUCAGACAAUAUAAUAAGUAGAAUAAUACAAAUAAUCGUAUAUAGUUUUGAGCUAUAACAUAAGCCCAAUAUUGAAAUAAAUUACGAACUUGACGCGAGUUAUCCAUGUUGAGAGAAAAAUAUCGCGAAUACCCUAUAACGCUUUUAAAUCUUUGAUCAUAUAAGAGUUUGUAAAUGUCUGUCGGGAAAAAUAGUUUCAGGAAAACUCAGGAGAACAAGAGAGCCCCAUCAUGUCGACAAAUACUACCGAACAGUAGUCAUGCGCGCAAGUAAAAACGAAUCUCGUCCGAAUAUCGCCGCGACGAUGAGGAAGAAUCGAUCGCGCGAACCCGUCGCCGUCUUAUAUUAUUUAUCAAGAUAAAUAUAUACAUACAUAUGUAUAUAUAAUAAUAAUAAUAAUAAUAAUAAUCUUAUACACAUAUACGCACACGUAUACGUGUACAUAUACACUUUUCUUUAUAAUAUAUAUAAUAUAUAUCUUAUUUAUAUAUAUAUAUAUUUUCUCAAUAUUAGACUUAUUAUAUCCUCUUUUCAUUUUUCACUUAAAACGCAUCUCGCAUUAUUUAUACUAUUUACAAACGCCUCCAUCCGUUGUCCCAUUAGAAAAGAAAGACAAAAUAAUAAUAAAAUGAGACGAUAAAAUCGUGUUAGAGUGUGUCGUACAUCAUAUGCACGUCGACGUGCCGAAGACUCGCGCGCGACCUUGUCGUUGGGUCUUAAUAGCCGUAACUUUCUCUUUCGACGGUUUUUAGGCACUUCACGAAACGCGCGUAUCCGAUGGCGAGCAAUGCGUCCGCGUGAUCGCAAAGAAUUUUAACGUAUCGAUGCCGGCAGCGCUCGUUCGCAUUUAUCCUUGUUAAGGAAGCCAAGAUUCCCGCGGAUACUUGACAGUUGCUAAUAAUUUCUUUCAGACUCAUAUCUGUGAAGGGUCUCGUAGACACACAAGCGGAUUUAGCCUUCCUCUAAGGAAGAAUCACAACUUCUUAUACCCUAUUACAGAUAGAAUAAUCAUAGACUAACUGAGAUAUAAUACCGAUAAAUGCAUUUGUUUCUUUUAUAUUAAGACUUUCUAUAUAU
This is a messenger RNA of Formica exsecta, 5848 nucleotides long. RefSeq names its product zinc finger protein 2-like. The transcript is spliced from 6 exons. Gene Ontology annotation, cellular component: nucleus. The record is from RefSeq and is a predicted model, not a curated record. Lineage: Eukaryota; Metazoa; Arthropoda; Insecta; Hymenoptera; Formicidae. Gene Ontology annotation, biological process: regulation of transcription by RNA polymerase II. Gene Ontology annotation, molecular function: RNA polymerase II cis-regulatory region sequence-specific DNA binding; DNA-binding transcription factor activity; zinc ion binding. Bases 179 to 2812 code for a protein of 877 amino acids.